AAAUGUUCAGAAGUAUUAUCAGUUGUAAAAAUUCUCGUGUUUUGCCAGGUUCGUUGAGAUCUGGUAAAAUGCUGGGAGCCUCACUCAGGUUCAUAAACACAGUGAUCACCCCUCCAAAGAAUAGGUCUAACCCUGACCCUGUUCUGCUGAAUGUUGGGGAUCGGGCUGAAUUCACUAGAAAAUUCACAAGAGAAGAUAUCAAGAGUUUCGCUAUAGCAGGCCAAGAUAAAAACGCUGCUCAUCUUUCUGAGGAAAACUCAAAGGAGUUUUACAAGAAGGAUGUUGUCUAUGGAAUCUUCACCUCUUCCAUUUUCACCAUGAUUAUGAGGGAAUGUCUCCCAGGAGCUAUUUAUCUGGGCCACAACAUUAAGUUCACUGCUCCAGUGAUGGCCGAUAAUGAAGUUACUGCGACUAUGACUGUGGAGAAGAUUAGAGAGGACAAGAAGAUUGUUACCUUCCAGACCACUCUUUUCAACAACGAUACAGACAAGGUAGCCAUCAAAGGAGAAGGCACCUUCAUUAUCCCUCAUCUUAAGACUCGUGAAAUUGAACUUCCAUCUGAAAAAGUGGAAGAAGCUAAAGAGGAAGAAACAGUGGAGGAAGAGCCUCAAAAUAUCGGCGAAAGCUUUGAAAAUUACAGCAGGAUAACUGAUAAAACAAAAGAGGUUCUCGAGGGUAAUGGUAUCAGAGGUUUGUUCCCCAUCCAGAGUGCUACUUUUGACAGUAUGUAUGAUGGGAAGGACCAUAUUGCUAGAGAUCUUACAGGUACAGGAAAGACACUCGCUUUCUCACUUCCUCUUGUUGAAAGAUUCAGACAGCAAGGAUAUUUUGAAGAUAAAAAGGGAACAAGAUGUAUCAUCUUAACUCCAACAAGGGAGCUUGCAAUCCAAGUUUCAAAGCAAAUAGAAAUGUUGAAGCACUCCAGAGGUGAAUUCAAUGUUGCCACUAUCUAUGGAGGAGUCUCGUAUACAAGACAAGUAGAUGCUCUCAACAGAGGAGUUGAAUUCAUUGUAGCUACAACUGGAAGAAUGAUCGACCAUAUUAAAAACAGGACAGGUAGAUUUGAAAAUGUAGAGGCUGUCAUUCUUGAUGAGGCCGAUAGAAUGCUUGACAUGGGAUUCCAAGAUGAAGUUGAGCAUAUAAUUGAAGAAGUGAAGCUCCAGAAACAAGCAAAGCCUCAAGUUAUUCUUUUCUCAGCAACUGUCCCUGAUUGGGUCAAGAAGAUUGCUUCAAAAUAUCUUGAAAAGGAUUACAAGUUUGUUGACCUUGUCAAAAGCUUGAAGAACAAGACUGCUAAAUCAGUGGAGCAUAUCUCUGUUCAGCUCGAUGAAAGAGAGAAAAUCAGAGGUCUUUCAGACCUUCUUUCUGUUCAUGCUGGGAAAGAUAACAAGGUGAUUGUCUUUACUCAGACUAAGUUAGAGGCUAACAAGAUUGUGUCUAAUCCUCAGUUCAAGAAGGGAGGAUCAUUCAGUGACGAAUUCAUAUUCGAAGCAAUUCAUGGAGAUGUAUCACAGCAUAUGAGAGAGAUUACUCUAAAGAAUUUCAGAGAAGGAAAAUGCAAUGUUCUUGUAGCAACUGAUGUAGCAUCAAGAGGGCUAGAUAUUCCAGAUGUUGAUCUGAUCAUUCAGAUGCAACCCCCAAAUGACAUUGACUCCUACAUCCAUAGAUCUGGCAGAACAGCUAGAGCAGGAAAAACUGGAACAUGUAUAACACUUGUUUCUGGGUAUGAAAAUGGAAUGCUUAAAAAUAUCGAAAGAGCAGCAGGUAUUAAAUUUAAGCAAGAAGGAUUACCGGAUCCAAAGCAGCUUGUAACGAAGCAAAUUGAUAAUCUUGAGCAUGCCCUCACCCCAGUUGAACCUCAAAUUUGAAAAAUGUUCGAAAAGAUAGCUACCAAGCUAAUUCUUGAGAAGGGAGCUUUAAAUGCGGUUUCUUUAGUCCUAGCCCACAUGACUGGAGCUGAUGAUAUUAUGCAAGAGAAGUCUCUGAUCAAUGGAAGAAGAGACUACACCACUAUGACUCUGAAGAGCAAUUCUAGAGUUGAAAACUUCCAUUACGUAAACAACAUACUCAAAAGAGUGAUUCCUCAUGAGGCCAAUUUCAGAUUUGAGAGUGUAGAAAUCGCUAAGAACAGAAAAGUAGCUUACUUCGACAUCCCUAAAGACAAGGUGGAUAUCUUCUUUGACCUUGUUGAGAGAGAUCAGGAGAGUGAGUACCACAGGUACUAUCAGAUUGAGAAGACUGAGAGUCUUGACAAAAGCGCUCUUUUGAUGCCUUAUGACAGGAAGAAAGCUCAGAAUAGAGGCUUCAGAGGCAGGUCUAAUAACAGAGGAGGCAACAGAAGGUCUAAUAGAAACUAUAACAAUAGAGGAGGUUCUUACAACAGAGGAGGAUAUAACGACCAAAGAGAAAAUGAUUACAACAGAGGUGGCUACAAUAACAGAAAUGACAGAGAUGAUUAUUUCGAUGAUAACUCAGGAUACAAGUUCGACUAUUAAACAAUGAGAGCAGAUAGAUAAAGACAGACUCAUGUAACCCCCUUCUAAUUAUCUAUUAUAU
Molecule: messenger RNA, 2556 nt
Organism: Moneuplotes crassus
Lineage: Eukaryota; Ciliophora; Spirotrichea; Euplotida; Euplotidae
Source: the annotation of a GenBank genome assembly